Phragmites australis (common reed) is the source of this 1777-nucleotide messenger RNA. RefSeq names its product protein DETOXIFICATION 12-like. Lineage: Eukaryota; Viridiplantae; Streptophyta; Magnoliopsida; Poales; Poaceae. Gene Ontology annotation, cellular component: membrane. The transcript is spliced from 7 exons. The record is from RefSeq and is a predicted model, not a curated record. Gene Ontology annotation, molecular function: antiporter activity; xenobiotic transmembrane transporter activity. Gene Ontology annotation, biological process: xenobiotic detoxification by transmembrane export across the plasma membrane. Bases 63 to 1553 code for a protein of 496 amino acids.
AGCACCGGCACGGCUCAUCACAUCGUUUAGUCAACGAGGGAGAGCGACUGAGGCCGAGAUCGAUGGCCGCCGCGAGGGAGGAUGCCGCGUUGCCGCUGCUGCCGCGGUCGAAGGCAGAGACGGGAGGGGACGAGAAUGUGCCGUCGUGGUGGUGGAGGCAGUGGUUGCGCGAGGCCGGGCGGGUGGGCUACCUGGCGCUGCCGAUGCUGAUGGUGAGCCUGGCGCAGUACGCCGUGCAGGUGGCCUCCAACAUGAUGGUGGGCCACCUCCCGGGCGUGCUCCCGCUCUCCUCCGCCGCCAUGGCCACCUCCCUCGCCACCGUCUCCGGAUCCAGCGUCCUAAUUGGACUGGCAGGUGCACUGGAAACUCUCUGUGGCCAAGCCUACGGUGCAAAACAAUACCACAAAGUAGGAGAGCACACCUACAGAGCAAUAUUCACCCUCCUAGUGUUCUGCAUUCCGCUCUCAAUUCUAUGGGUGUUCAUGGGAAAUAUCCUGGUCCUCCUAGGGCAGGACCCCCUGAUCGCAGAGGGAGCCGGGAGGUACAUGGUCUGGCUGAUCCCGGGGCUCUUUGCGAACGCGGUGAUCCAGCCGAUCACCAAGUUCCUGCAGACCCAGAGCCUGAUAUACGCCCUGCUCCUGUCAUCCGUCGCAACGAUGGCAAUCCACAUCCCUCUCUGCUAUGUGAUAGUGUUCAAGACCGGAUUUGGGUACACUGGAGCUGCUCUGUCCGUAAGUAUAUCGUAUUGGCUGAAUGUGUUUAUGCUUGUUGGGUACAUCGUGUUGUCGAGUUCUUGCAAGGAGACGCGCACAUGUCCGACGAUCGAGGCCUUCAAGGGAGUGGAUGUGUUCCUUCGCCUAGCUUUGCCAUCUGCACUGAUGAUAUGUCUUGAAUGGUGGUCAUAUGAGCUCCUCAUUCUUAUGUCAGGGCUUCUACCCAACCCAGAGCUGCAGACCUCAGUGCUUUCAAUUUGUCUUACAAGUAUAGCAUUACUGUACACUAUACCUACUGGAAUUGGAGCUGCUGGAAGCACACGAGUAGCGAAUGAACUGGGUGCUGGGAACCCUGAAGGAGCUCGAUCAGCAGUCCGUGUUGUGAUGUCCAUGGCGUUGAUGGAUGCGGUUAUCGUGAGCGGAACUCUUCUAGCGGCACGGCACCUCGUCGGACGUGCGUACAGCAGCGAGGAGGAGGUCAUAUCUUUCGUCGCGUCCAUGCUUCCUUUGGUAUGCAUCUCCGUGGUCACUGACGGUCUACAGGGAGUCCUCGCAGGCAUUGCCCGAGGGUGUGGGUGGCAGCACCUGGGCGCGUACGUCAACCUCGGCUCCUUCUACCUGCUCGGGAUCCCAAUGGCGAUCCUCCUCGGGUUCGUGCUGAACAUGGGAGCGAGAGGGCUCUGGAUAGGCGUCGUCUGCGGCUCCGUGACGCAGACCACGCUCAUGGCCGCCAUCACGUUCUGCACCGACUGGCCCAAGAUGGCUGAGAAGGCCAGGGAGAGGGUGUUCAGCGAGAAGCCGGCGGAGCCUGGGUCCAGAAGUCUACUGGAGCAGCUGUAGUUCCGCUCCGAUUUUGCAUGGGAGACGUGUUGUGUGGCAUUCGUGGAAGGGGGUCAAAGUCAAUCUUUGCUGAGUUCAUGGCUCGUGUUUUGUGCUAGUAUUCCUCACCAAAUUCUUGCUUUGAGCUCCGCCUUCCCGCGAUUGAUUUUUUGUACCACCUGGACUGGACAGAAUAAUGAAUCGUCAACUCGAUGUUUGUAAAUUGUAAUAGCAGCUAGAAACUC